UAGGGUUCUUGGAGGGGGCUAUGGCUGCUGGUUCGUCCCCACUGUUUAGUUUCCAGCCAUCCUCCCCGUCCCCAUUCGCAGCUAGCAGCACGCCAUCGCCAUUCGCUCCUCCUGCUGCGUCCUCGUCGCCAUUUGCCAGUGCUCCAUCGCCAUUUGCGUCGACGCCGCCCGCGUCCUCGCCAUUCUCUGUGUCAUCGUCGCCGUUUGGGACAUCGUCGCUCUUCCAGCCGCAACAGACGCAGCCACAGCAGCAGCAGCAGCAGCAGGUUCUUCCGCAAUCCGGGCAGCUCGGCCUCGUCACGAACGAUCGCACGCCAGUGACUUACAGUACCAGAUGGGCGGACAUCCAUCCCGACUCGCAGCGCGCGCUCCUCAAGAUCGAGGAGAAGAUCUUGGAGUACCGGGAUGAGAGCUGGAGGCUGGAUCAAUGCGAGAGAUUGUACGACACCGCUGCGCUAAACAAAGGCUUCGAGCUCGAUGCUACACGCAUCUCCCAGGAGCUCUCGGGUGUUGCCAUCGGAAUCGAACGAGAGCAAAGCUCGCUCCAGGAGCUCAUGAAGUCUGUCAAGGACAUGCUCCGCAACACAGAGGUAGCCGUGCGCUCCUUCAUGAUGCUGUGCCUGCGUUUCCCGCGUCCAUCCGGAGGAGCUCCUGGCGGAGGAACUGGAGCCACGCCCCCGACCUCGUUCGCAGCGCAGGCUCCCGGUGCCGUCUACGUCUCGGACUUCUACAUCGGUGUCCCCGUGAAGCCUUCGCCUUUUUUGCAGCAGGCUGUGGCAAAGUUUGAGGGGCGGCUCGGCGAGUACAGGCAGUGGGUUGAAGAGCUCGAGAGGCUUCUCUUGCGCAACGACAAGGAUGAUAGAGCGGUGUCGGACGUUUCGCUUCUCCAGUCGCUGCCCGCGGUGAUGAGCAACUUGCACGACUUCUUCAUCUAUGUUGCAGCCGAGGUGGAAUCACUACACGAGUUUUUGGAAACGAUACGGCUGACUUUCCUCGCCAACCAGCGGCGGAGGGGUGAUGACAACGAUCCGUUCCUCGAGGCUGACAUGCGAGAGAACGCAAAGCGAGAAGCAGCGGCAAAGAGAGUGCAUCCAAGCGCUCUUAAGCCUUCGGAGCUUGCUGCUUACGCACCCUCGGCGCCUCCAUUGCCAGCAGCGGGAUCAUCGGCUGCCUUCACUCCUACCCCUGGAGGAUUCACUCCUGCGUCGUCGUCUUCACCAUUCCCGUCGAUUCUGGGAAGCGCAUCCACACAAGGCUUUAACUCGACGUCUUCGGUCUCGGGACUAACUCUACAAAUACCAUCUCUUUUCCCUCCUUCGGCUCCGUCGAUUGGAACAACGCCCUCUAUAUUUGGUGUUCCAGGCACCACAGGCUUGUUCGGAUCUGGUGUGGCACCGUCGUCAACAACAGCGAAACCAAAGUCACGAACGUCGAGAAGUCGACGAUAGAAAUCUUAUUUGGGCCGCGGGGGAGAAUGUAAAGUUCUUGUCAGUGUGUACCAUUGUCGAAUUUUUGCUGGAGGUAACUUAAAUUUUUUUUGUGGACUUCACGUGGUUGGCGAGCACUUCAUUCUUUCCAAGAUUUGCAAGCCUCGCGUGUGUUUCAUAUCUCAAGCUAGAGAAACCAUAUCACCGAAGUUCAUGAAAUA
Messenger RNA from Selaginella moellendorffii, 1648 nucleotides. RefSeq names its product nuclear pore complex protein NUP58-like. The coding region runs from base 21 to 1448 and encodes 475 amino acids. Gene Ontology annotation, biological process: nucleocytoplasmic transport. Gene Ontology annotation, molecular function: structural constituent of nuclear pore. The transcript has 6 exons. Gene Ontology annotation, cellular component: nuclear pore. NCBI's taxonomy places the organism in Eukaryota, Viridiplantae, Streptophyta, Lycopodiopsida, Selaginellales, Selaginellaceae. The record is from RefSeq and is a predicted model, not a curated record.